This is a messenger RNA of Cladophialophora psammophila CBS 110553, 774 nucleotides long. RefSeq lists its product as uncharacterized. NCBI's taxonomy places the organism in Eukaryota, Fungi, Ascomycota, Eurotiomycetes, Chaetothyriales, Herpotrichiellaceae. Gene Ontology annotation, molecular function: protein binding. The transcript is spliced from 2 exons. The record is from RefSeq and is a predicted model, not a curated record. Bases 1 to 774 code for a protein of 257 amino acids.
AUGCGCUACAGUACCUCGGACAAGUUCGUGUUAAUGGUGGAUCUCAGAGCUCAACUUUCAGGAAUAAUCUUCUUACUUGCGGCGGCGCGCAACGGGUUACCCACGGCGUUUGAAAUCUUGCUCGCCACCGGCGUAGACAGCAAAACAAGGGAUGAAUUCGGAUUGACUCCGAUGUCUUUGGCGGCAAUAGGAGGACAUGCACACAUAGUAAGGCUGCUCCUAGAUGCGGGCGAUGACUCCGCCUCGUCCCUGGAUCCCCUUGGUCGGAUACCUUUGCAUUGGACAGCACACAGCGGUUACGAGGAUGUUGUCAAGAUACUGGUGGAUAAUCCAUCUCCCAAUGCCGACAUAAGCGAUACGCUCGAUGGCCGGACAGCUUUAUCAUUGGCUGCAGAAGGCGGCCACACAGCAUCGGUUCAGCUGUUGUUGGACCGGGAAGAUGUCGCUGCGGGUAGAAAGGACAAAUUUGGUCUGACGCCACUUGCUUGGGCAUCGCGAAGCGGCCGGGAGGAUGUGGUAAAACUACUGGUUGGACCGACCGGACGUCAAAGCAGACUCACGAGACAUCAAUGGCCAAACGCCCCUAUCAUGGGCCGCAAGAAAUUGACAUUGUGCAGUCACGUCAAUCAGCGAACACCCCUCUCCUGGGCCGUGGAAAGCGGCCAUCUCGAACUAGCAAGGUUGCUGCCGCAAACUGUGUCAGCUGGGUUGAAAGAUGGCGACAAGUAUCAAGGCACAUCGUGCGGAGUCGGGGAGACUGAACCUAACAAGUAG